UGUGUGUGUGUGUGUGUGUGUGUGUGUGUGUGUGGGGAGAAAGAGGGGCUUUAUUGGAAAUUCUCGAACCCCCAUCGGGACGCGCUCGGCUUUCAGCUCCGCUCGCGCAGGUUUUCCAGGGAACAGUGGAGUUUGCCGGGAUCAGCGCGAGGCCACACACAGACUGAUGAAGACAGAAGCGACUCUUCAAAGAGGUCUGUGGCUGUAGUGGGUGUGUGCGUCUCAAUGCCAGUGGAUAUGCAGCCACAUCAGGGGCUGUGCCACUACAACAACACCGCCAACCAGCCGAGCCGAGGACUGGCUCGUUCAGUGCGAUCGCUCUACAGCGACAACAGCAGAGAGAUGUUUAACCCCUCAGUGACCGCAGGAGCCUGUAUGGACCCUUACAUGCGGCCGCCGCACGGCAUGAUGGGACACCGCGGGAUGCCUCCGCCAGACAGCGCCCCCUACUGUUCCCAGAGCAUGAUGGGAUCUCAUCACAACCUCACACAAAACCAGCUUGGAUCUGAACACAUGGGAUCCAGAGACGCGUCUUGUUUCUCGACGCCUCGCUCCAUGCUGAAGCUGAGUAAGAAGCGUGCUCUGUCCAUCUCUCCUCUGUCUGAUGCCAGUGUGGACCUGCAGACGGUCAUCCGCACCUCUCCCAACUCUCUGGUGGCGUUUGUGAACUCUCGCUGCGGGCCGAACGCUGCCGGCUCGUAUGGGCAUCUGUCUUUGGGCAGCAUGAGUCCGUCGCUGGGUUUCUCCAGCUCCAUGAACUACUCGUGCAGAGCGCAGGGGAACAUGUACGGCCCUCUCGCUGCAUCAUGCCCCAGACUCCACGCUCCGGCCAAACACACACACCUGAAGACAGAGCCGGCUCUGGGCAGCAUCAACAUCAAGAGUCUGGAGGAGCAUUCGGAGGGAGACGUGGCCAGUCCAUCCUCCACUGGGACACAGGAUCCUCUUCUGGGUUUACCUGGAGGGCAGAGAUGAUCUGGAUAAGGAGGAGAAACCUGAACCAGAAGCCAUUUACGAGACAAACUGCCACUGGGAGAGCUGCAGCAAAGAGUUCGACACUCAG
Carassius auratus (goldfish) is the source of this 1063-nucleotide messenger RNA. Its product is annotated as zinc finger protein GLI1-like. NCBI's taxonomy places the organism in Eukaryota, Metazoa, Chordata, Actinopteri, Cypriniformes, Cyprinidae. The transcript has 8 exons. The coding region runs from base 226 to 975 and encodes 249 amino acids. Gene Ontology annotation, cellular component: nucleus. The record is from RefSeq and is a predicted model, not a curated record. Gene Ontology annotation, molecular function: RNA polymerase II cis-regulatory region sequence-specific DNA binding; DNA-binding transcription factor activity, RNA polymerase II-specific. Gene Ontology annotation, biological process: smoothened signaling pathway; regulation of transcription by RNA polymerase II.